This is a messenger RNA of Neofelis nebulosa (Clouded leopard), 5375 nucleotides long. RefSeq names its product lectin, mannose binding 2 (gene LMAN2). Lineage: Eukaryota; Metazoa; Chordata; Mammalia; Carnivora; Felidae. Gene Ontology annotation, biological process: Golgi organization; endoplasmic reticulum to Golgi vesicle-mediated transport; endoplasmic reticulum organization. Gene Ontology annotation, molecular function: D-mannose binding. The transcript is spliced from 8 exons. Gene Ontology annotation, cellular component: Golgi membrane; endoplasmic reticulum-Golgi intermediate compartment; COPII-coated ER to Golgi transport vesicle. The record is from RefSeq and is a predicted model, not a curated record. Bases 203 to 1273 code for a protein of 356 amino acids.
CAGCCGCUAAGGAGAUGUAACAGCACUCGACCAGGCUGGGGGAGCUGGUCGGUAAAUAAAGCCGCCUUCCCUCCGGCUGCGAGGCCUUGCUUUUUUAACUUCCCGGUGACACUAGGUUUGGAGGGUUUCCGGCCGGAGGCCAUUAGAUGGGACACCAGGAAGGCGGAAGUCCCAGGGCGGAAGUGGCCGAGAGGAACGGAGAAUGGCGGCGGAAGGCUGGAUUUGGCGCUGGGGCUGGGGCCGGCGGUGCCCGGGGAGGCCUGGGCUUCCCGGCCCUGGCCCUGGCCCCACUACACCUCUACUUCUUUUUCUGUUGCUGGGGCCGGUUGUUGCAGAUAUAACUGACGGCAACAGUGAACACCUCAAGCGGGAGCAUUCGCUUAUCAAGCCCUACCAAGGGGUCGGUUCCAGCUCCAUGCCCCUCUGGGAUUUCCAAGGCAGCACUAUACUCACGAGCCAGUACGUGCGUUUGACCCCUGAUGAGCGCAGCAAAGAGGGCUCUAUCUGGAACCACCAGCCUUGCUUCCUCAAGGACUGGGAGAUGCAUGUCCACUUCAAAGUCCACGGUUCAGGGAAGAAGAAUCUCCAUGGAGAUGGCAUUGCCUUGUGGUAUACCCGGGACCGCCUUGUGCCAGGGCCUGUGUUUGGAAGCAGAGACAACUUCCAUGGCCUAGCCAUCUUCUUGGACACAUAUCCCAAUGAUGAGACCACAGAGCGUGUGUUCCCGUACAUCUCGGUGAUGGUGAACAAUGGCUCCCUGUCCUACGACCAUAGCAAGGAUGGCCGCUGGACUGAGCUGGCAGGCUGCACGGCUGACUUCCGCAACCGCGAUCAUGAUACCUUCCUGGCUGUUCGCUACUCCCGUGGCCGUCUGACGGUGAUGACCGACCUAGAGGACAAGAACGAGUGGAAGAAUUGCAUCGACAUCACGGGAGUGCGCCUGCCCACUGGCUACUACUUUGGAGCCUCGGCUGGCACCGGAGACCUGUCUGACAAUCAUGACAUCAUCUCCAUGAAACUGUUCCAGCUGAUGGUAGAACAUACACCUGAUGAAGAGAACAUUGACUGGACCAAGAUUGAGCCCAGUGUCAAUUUCCUCAAGUCGCCCAAAGACAAUGUGGAUGACCCGACGGGAAACUUCCGCAGCGGGCCCCUGACGGGGUGGCGGGUGUUCCUGCUGCUGCUAUGUGCUCUCCUGGGCAUCAUCGUGUGCGCCGUGGUGGGGGCCGUAGUGUUUCAGAAGCGGCAGGAGCGGAACAAGCGAUUCUACUGAGUGGCCGGCGCUCUGCUCUGGGGAAGGCCUGGUUUUGGGCCCCGGCACUAAUGUGAACUUUUUUUUACUGAGAUUGUAAAAGAAAAACAAGACGACCUUAUUUCUUAACCGUUUCAAAGAAAUAAUUAAAGUAUUUUCGUACAUUUUGCUUCUUGCCCAGCAGGGAUAAGCUGCAGGGCUGGGGAAUAGGGUUUGGCAUCCCCACACCUGGGGCAGAGGUCCUCACCCAUCUCAGGAGCAGGGAGGAGUCUGUGCCUGGAGCUGGGCCCUGGCAGGUGGCUCUUGAACACUGGAGGGCCCCCCAACCGCAUUGUGGUGGGUGUCUGACAAUGUAAGCAGUGAUUUUGUUCUGUGCGGUGUGUGUUGGUGGAAAAGGAGGCUGACUGGGGAACCUGGGCCUUUCUGGUCACCCUCUGAGCUUCUUCCCAAGGCAGAGCCACGAGUGAGGCUGGAGGAGCAAUUUGGUGGGGCUCAGAGUGUGACCGUUUGCUAAAUAAAGUGAAAUAACCAACCUCAGCUGUGUUGACUGUCCUAAGGGGCUUGCUUUUCUUUUCCUUCAAGUAACUUCCAGGUGGCCAGUGCUUUACAGCUUUCAGCCUCCUCCCCUCGGCCUUGCCACACAGCCCCAGGAGGCAAGUGCUGUGCUCCCUGUUCCCAGAUGGUGAAGCACAGCUCUGGGAGGUCAAGCGAAACUUGCCCAGUGUCACAUAGCAUUUGAGGUCAUGGGGAUGGGGCCUUGUGCCAUCUUCCACGUUCUCUGAGCCUCUCACUCUGGGCAGGGGAAGGUCCCACACAGAGAGUGGGACCUAAGUGCAAGCGAACUCUAGGGAACUCGGGCUAAGGGGGGCUUCAGGAAGAUCUGGAAGGGAUUUGUAGGUACAGAAGGACAGGUUGGGGUCGGUAAUGGUAUUCCCUUUGGGGUACCUCGAGGGGAGAAAGAUGGCACAGGGAGUGGAAGAAAGCCGGCAGCUAAAAGGAAAGUACCAUCAUCUGGCAGCUUUCUUGGGUCUGUCUGUCCUGGCCAUGGCCUGCCUCUGCUCUCCAGACUGUUCUUCGGUGCUCCUGACCCCGCCAUGGAACAGUGUGUCCCCAUCCAUUCCGGAGCCAUCUUCAGCAUCUUGCACUUUUUUUUUUAAUGUUUUAUUUAUUUUUGAGAGAGAGAGAGAGAGAGAGCGAGCGAGCUUGAGCGGGGGAGGGGUAGAGAGCGAGGAAGACACAGAAUCCAAAACAGACUCCUGGCUCUGAGCUGUCAGCACAGAGCCCAAUGUGGGGCUCGAACUCACGGACUGUGAGAUCAUGACCUGUGCCGAAGUCGGACGCCCAACCAACUGAGCCACCCAGGUGCCCCCAGCAUCUUCCACUUAAAUGACAUUUGAGUCUCCAUCUUUUAAAAAAAAAAAAAAAAAAAAAUUUUUAUGUUUAUUUGGGGGAGGGGCAGAGAGAGAGGGAGACCCAGAAGCCGAAACAGACUCCUGUCUCUGAGCUGUCAGCACAGGGCCUGACACAGGGUUCGAACCCACAGACUGUGAGACCAUGACCUGAGCAGAAGUUGGAUGCUCAACCAUCUGAGCCACCCAGGCGCCCCAACUCUCCAUUUUAAAAACAAGAGCAACCCUGUCUCCCUGUUGUAACCAGGCUUCUUAUAAUUAACAUUCUUGAUGAGAUUCUUAUAAAAAGUGGAUAGAAGUAGAUGUAAAGAGUAAGAACAUAUAUUCCUGUCAAUCUUUCACCCUCACUCCCCUGAGCUCUUCAUUGAUCUGUUCAUGGUCUCUUAUCCCUCUCGAUGUGUCCUGUGUACACAUAGGACCCGUCUUUUGGCAGGUGAGAUGUCAAGAGAUUGUUUAUAAAUUCACAGUGACAGAGAAUUCUGAGCUGUGUUUUCUUCUCAUGGGGCUGGGAGCCUGUUCAUGAAGCUGUAAGAGAAAACAUGAUCUUCCUUAUUGAAAGAAAUAUUUUAUUGAGCACUUUCCCCAGAACAAUUUCUUUACUUGAAAAGUAGCUAACUUUGAGUGCUUACUAUAUCCCAGGCGUGGUUCUGAGCAGUUGACACGUAUUAACUCAUUUCUCUCCACAACACUUAACCCACUUGGGCAUGAAAAAUCUGCUAGGCUGGGUGGCUCCUGACUCACUGAGCAUCUUCUUCCUUGGCGAGUGCCGUGUCUGUACUGACAUGAAUGACUGAGGCCUGGAAUCUGGAACUCUCUGUGGCUGCUACAACCACCAUAAUCUGCACUACACUCGCCAUAUUUGGCCUUUAAUUUUGGCCCUAUCUUGGCCUUCCCCGAAUUCCUGAAUGAUUAGGCAAAUUGGCAUCCUGUCCUGUAUGGCUCUUGCCUUUGGCUGCAUGUUGGAGACAUCUGGAGAAUGAAACUCAGUCCUCUGUGCUCUACAGUUUGGGUUUAAGGAGUAGGUGGGGUGUGGGGAGGGGCAGUUUGAAAACAACCAUGUUGGGUGGUUCAGAUGAGCAUAUAGGCUUGAGAAGUGGCAGGUGUAGACUAGUGAUUUGAAGGCUGAUCUUGAAGUGGUCCUGGUCUGUUCUUGGCGGUCAGCGGCUUGUUUGCAUCCCUUUCAAAGUUCAAACCUGGAGGUGCUUUCCUAGAAGGUUAGAUUUGUGUUCUCACAUCUGCUUUUUCAUAUAUGUGGGUUCAUGCUACUGUAAUCUACAUUUUUGCCACAUGCAUUUAUUAUUUUUAAAUGUUUAUUUUUGAGGGGGGUGAGGGGCAGGAAAGGGGGACAGAGGAUCCAAGUCAGACUCCACCCUGACAGCAGCUUCAGCACAGUGAGCCCACUGUGGGGCUCGAACUCAUAAACUUACAAUCAUGACCCAAGCCAAAGUCGGAUGCUCAACCGACUGAGCCACCCAGGUGCCCCUGAUUUUGUUUUAUGUUUCUUAAAAAUGUUACUGUAGAGGUAUGUAUCCCUAAACGCAUAGUAGUGUUUUGCAUUCUAAAAAAUUACAAAUGGUACACAGACGUAUUCCUCAGCUCUUAAAAUUCAGCACUGUUUGUGAAUCUUUGCAUUAGAUGUGGCUCAAGAUGUGGCAUGAGUGGACUCCAGUUUCUCCAUUUGGCCACUGCUGGAUGUUUGGAUGGUUUCCAGGUUUUUGCUCUUAAAAUGCUGCUCUAAAUGUUCUGGAGCCCAUCUCCAUCCAUGCACAAGUGUGAGGAACUGCUGGGUUGUAACUUACUUGUAACUUAUGUACAUUCCAGUCUUACUGGUUGUCAGAUUGGUCUUGUGGGUUGUAUUCAUUCUGCUCCCACCUUGGUGACUGAGAUUCCCCCUGCCCAUUUCUUAGCACGUGAUAUUAUCAAUGUUUACUUAUUGAUGAUCUGAUAGGUAUAAAAGUUUUAAUUUGCAUUUCUCAGCUAAUCAGGUUGAGGAUUUUUGUAUCCUCAAGGAUCCGUCCAUGGUGGUGUAAUUUUUUUGCCCCUCACCUUUUUCUUGUGGUUACAUGCCCAUUCUCAUGGGAUCUUCAGGUAUGUGCUUUUGCGGAUUACCUCUCAGCAUGUGUGUCUUUUGAUUUUCUAAUGUCAUAUGAUUUACUGUCUAUAUUUUAAUGUCAAUUACUAAUCUUUUCCAAAUAUUUUUCCCCCAAAAGUCUGAAAAUUUUGUUCAGACUUAGUUUAUAAUCUCCAUGGAAUUGACUUUUGUGUGGAGUAUGAUGUAGGGAUCUGGUUUUCCCACUAUGUAUAGCCAGUUGUCAAAACAUUUCCUGACAUUCAUUCUUCCACACAAGCCACAGCGCUGCUGAAUCAAGUGCUCCAGACACUGCUCCCUCGUCUUCCUCCUGUUUCGUGGCUGGAAGGCCAGAUGUUUAGCUAAAUUCUCCAGCUUCUUAGCUAGGGUGGCUCUGUGAGAGCUGUGCCUGCCGAGGGGACUCUCGGUAAAAAGCGCCAGAUGGCAGCUGGCGUGGCUGUUUGCCCAUCCUCCUCCUGCUGGACAGUGGGGGUGACCCCCAGAGGUGCAAAAGCCCCCUGUGACCAUGGGGGCAGUAGUGAGCACCAGAGCUGGGUGGAGCAUGUGUCCUCAGGACAUCCAGGGCUGCCGCAGCCCUGGACUGCUGGGCUUUUAUGUAAAAUAAAUAAAUUUGUAUUUGCUCAAA